ACAUGAGGCACCGGUUUGCGGCACCAAAAUAGACAGGCGCCAUUUUGUAAAGAACAAGAAAAGUUGCAAAUCAUCGAGCGAAGGAGAUACCUUUUCCAUCCGACGCAUCUGGGGGAAUUUUGGCUAUCUCGGUAGCCAGAAUUUAUUCCAUACAAACCUACAAAUUCUAUAGCAGGGGUUGGUUUGAUCCUUUUUCUCCAAAAUGUCUAUUAUGUCCUACAACGGCGCCGCCAUCAUCGCGAUGGUUGGCAAGGACUGCGUUGCCAUAGCAGCAGACCGUCGGUUCGGCGUGCAGGCCCAGACCGUGUCCAUGGACUUCCAGAAGGUGUUCCAGAUGGGAGACAGACUGUUCCUGGGUUUACCUGGGCUCGCUACAGAUGUACAGACAGUUGCGAACCGUAUGAAGUUCCGACUGAACCUGUACGAGUUACGGGAAGCGCGGCAGGUCAAACCUAAGACCUUCCUGUCCAUGGUCUCCAACCUGCUGUAUGAGAGAAGGUUUGGACCAUAUUUUGUAGAACCAGUCAUAGCCGGCCUGGACCCCAAGACCUUUGAACCCUUCAUCGCGUCCUGUGACCUGAUUGGUUGUCCCAUGGUGACGGAGGAUUUUGUCGUGAGCGGGACGUGCUCGGAACAGAUGUAUGGGAUGUGCGAAUCUCUCUGGGAACCAAACCUGGAGCCAGACGACUUGUUUGAGACGAUCUCUCAGGCCCUUCUUAAUGCUGUGGACAGAGAUGCCGUGUCUGGAUGGGGGGCUGUGGUACAUGUCAUAGAAAAGGACAAGGUGACAACCAGAACACUGAAAGGAAGGAUGGACUAGUUAGACUUUUCUUACGUAAACUGUUCCUGAACUUAGUUGCACUUAAUAGUAGAACAAAAACGUACAGAAACUGAUGAAACUGUUGGCAACUUCGUUGACAUUUGAUGUCUUUGCACUGUAUUGAUGAGAUGUACUGAUGUAAUGGAAUAAAUGAGAGACAUACCGGUAGAUU
Branchiostoma belcheri (Belcher's lancelet) is the source of this 992-nucleotide messenger RNA. Its product is annotated as proteasome subunit beta type-3. The record is from RefSeq and is a predicted model, not a curated record. The transcript is spliced from 6 exons. NCBI's taxonomy places the organism in Eukaryota, Metazoa, Chordata, Leptocardii, Amphioxiformes, Branchiostomatidae. Gene Ontology annotation, biological process: proteasome-mediated ubiquitin-dependent protein catabolic process. Gene Ontology annotation, cellular component: proteasome core complex; proteasome core complex, beta-subunit complex. Bases 203 to 820 code for a protein of 205 amino acids.